This is a messenger RNA of Lotus japonicus, 4222 nucleotides long. RefSeq names its product putative pentatricopeptide repeat-containing protein At1g12700, mitochondrial. Gene Ontology annotation, molecular function: protein binding. The record is from RefSeq and is a predicted model, not a curated record. The coding region runs from base 76 to 1695 and encodes 539 amino acids. The transcript has 2 exons. NCBI's taxonomy places the organism in Eukaryota, Viridiplantae, Streptophyta, Magnoliopsida, Fabales, Fabaceae.
GAGAUUGCUAUCAGCGUCACCUAACUCUGUAACUGGCGUUCCUCUCCGCCGCUGCUUGCUUCCGUAAAUCUUACAAUGUCGUCGUCGUUGUGGCGGUUUUCGUUUCUUUCUAAUCUCACUGUUCUUCGUUCCUAUCACUCUCAACCCCAUUCCUUUCACAAUGUUGGUGAUGCUGUUUCCUUCUUCAAUCGCUUACUCCAAAUGCAACCUACCCCUUCCAUCAUCGAAUUUAGUAUGAUUUUAACUUCCCUUGUCAAGAUGAAGCAUUACUCCACCGCCAUAUCGCUUUCUCGCCAAAUGGAGAUCACUGGAAUUACGCCCAGCCUUGUCACUCUCAACAUCCUCAUCAAUUGCCACUGCUACCUAGGUCAAACCACUUCCGCAUUUUCUGUAUUGGCCAACAUUCUCAAGAGAGGUUAUCACCCAGAUACCAUCACCUUCACUGCCCUCAUGAAAGGUCUCUGUCUUCGCGGCAAUGUUCACAGAGCUCUGCAAUUUCAUGAUGACGUGCUAGCUCAGGGAUUUCGGUUGGAUCAAGUCACUUACGGGACAUUGAUCAAUGGCCUAUGUAAAAUGGGUGAAACAAGUGCUGCUUUGGAGUUUCUGAGACAGAUUGAAGGGCAAUUGAUUAUUCCUAAUGUGGUAAUGUACACCACCAUCAUCGAUAGCCUGUGUAAAGAUAAACUUGUAAGUCAUGCUUGCAAUUUAUAUUCUGAAAUGAUUGUCAAGGGAAUAUCUCCUAAUGUAGUCACGUACAGUGCUUUAAUAUAUGGCUUUUGCAUUGUUGGCCAAUUGAAACAAGCAAUUCGUUUAUUAGAUGAAAUGAUGAAGAAAAACAUCGACCCCAAUGUUUAUACUUUUAGUAUAUUGGUCGAUGCUUUAUGUAAGGAAGGGAAAGUGAAAGAAGCUAAAAAUGUGUUAGCUGUGAUGAUUAAACAAGGUCUGAAACCUAAUGUUGUUACUUAUAGUUCCUUGAUGGAUGGGUAUUGCCUAGUUAAUGAAGUGAAUAAAGCCCGGGAUGUAUUCAAUGCUAUGGCUCGGUGGGGAGUGACUCCUAAUGUUCAGAGCUACUCUAUUAUGAUUAAUGGAUUGUGUAAGAUUAAAAUGGUGGAUGAAGCCUUGAAUCUCCUUGCAGAAAUGGAUUGCAAAAAGAUUAUUCCUAAUACAGUAACCUACAGUUCUCUUAUUGAUGGUUUAUGCAAAACGGGGAGAGCCUCUCAUGCUUGGGAGCUUCUUGAAGAGAUGCAUGUGAAAGGACAACCGGCCAAUAUAGUCACUUACAAUUCUUUAUUGGACGCUUUAUGCAAAAGCCAUCACGUUGACAAGGCAAUUGCACUUAUCAAGAAAAUUAAAGAUCAGGGUAUUCAGCCGGAUGUGCUCACAUACACAAUACUCAUAGAUGGACUAUGUAAAGAAGGAAGACUCAAAGAUGCACAAGAGGUUUUUCUGGAUCUUGUGAUUAAAGGCUAUCAUCUAACUGUCUAUACAUAUACUGUUAUGAUCAAUGGGCUUUGUAAAGAAGGCUUGUUUGAUGAAGCGUUGGCCUUGCUGUCAAAAAUGGAAAAUGAGGGAUGUACUCCUAAUGCUAUAACUUUUGAAACUAUUAUUCAUUCACUCUUUGAAAAUGGUGAGAAUGACAAGGCUGAGAAACUUCUUCGUGAAAUGAUUGAUAGAGGUCUACUGGAAAAAUUAUAGAUACACACGGAAAAGGAGACAUACAUUUUGAUUAGUUUGAUGAUUUUAUCAGGUUCCAGAUUACUCACUACCUGGAGAUGCAGGACCAUAGCAGAAAGAGAGCAAGGUAUAUCGGUGUUAAAGACAGUGAAACAUAUUGAAGUUCAUGAGUUUUGGAUUGUGAGGCAGCUAAAAAGGGUUCAAUUUUUAGUCCAUUGAUAGGGCAAGGCUCAGUUUUGGACUUGUGCUCGUACUGAUGGAUAUUGCUAGUUCUAUGUUGCUUCUAUUUCUGACUUUCACUUGGAAGGUCCUUGCACCAUUCUCUGGGUACUCUUGCUGUCCUUGGGACUACCCUCUAAGUCAUUUAAUUUGUAGUUAAAGUAAUUCCUUUAACUGACAGGCUACCUGUUAUUUAUUUUUCAUUUCUCGUCUAACUUUGGUAUAUAAAUUUUGAACAACUAUGUCUUAUCCUUCUCUCUUGAUGCUGGUCCCAUGCUUGCCCUCCCACCAGAGAUUUGCAUCUAGAAUCAGAGCAAAUGCAAUUUCUUUAUCAUUAGCCACAUAUGGGUAAUUGAUUUUCCUUGAUUAAUAGGUUACCAUAUAUUUCCCCAAUCUCCAUGAAAAUCUAUUCCCCUUUAUUAACAAGGCCUGAAUUAACAAAAGCUGUAAGCAGCCCAAGAAAUGUUACCUGGUCUGGUAUAACAUAUGAUAGUUUCAUUUGGCUGUACAGCUCACCACAUUGAAACCAUUCUCUAUGUUUAGAAUAAGCACUUAUCAUGGAGUUCCAUUCAAUUAUAUCUUUAUGGCUGCUUUUGUCUUCAUAAAAAAGAGAUAUGGUUGAUCAUGUUGAUUCCUACCUCACUAGGACCCUAUUAAAUUCAAUUCAAUACGUGAACUCUCUCUGUUUUCUGACAGGGUAUGUUAAUUUGACCUAUGCCCUAUAGCUUAAUAUUCUUUAAUCUCGUUCAAGUAUUUAGAGAUUUUGGUGUUUUGCGCUUGUAGCUUAUCAUAUCCAAAGUUUUUCAGGAUCUUUACUUUCUAUGAAAUUGUUUAUGUGUGAUUUAUUAUCUUGUCCUAUAGCUACAUGUUGGCAAUUGUAUAUAGCUGAAAGUUUGAGAUAUGAUGAAUUGUGUUGGGAACCCCAACUUCGCUAGUCCACAACACAGGAAACAGGUAAGGCAAAUAUGCAAUUGAUUGUUUAUUGAUGAAUGAAAAGGGAUUACACAGAAAGGGAAUGGAUCCGAUUCUGACACAGAGCACUGCUCCUAUAAGAAGCUCAAAGCUUCUUACUCAUGACUCUAAAAUAACAAAUAAUCUAGAUACCUCUCAACCUCUCUCUCAUCCCCAUAUAUUGUUAGCUGACAGUACAAUCAAGAUUCACUCACUCACCAUUCUGUUAGGACCUACUUCGGAUUCCCCAUUUUACCCCUUCUAGAAUAGACUCUCCAUAGCUUAGGUCCCUUUGCUUGCUGAUGGGCCAAAGGUUCGUCAUUUGGGCUGCUGCUUGUAUGAUUCCCGGGCCUAUCAAAUUGUGCUAGCAAUCCUUAUAGGGUUUCAACAAUUGGAUUUGAGGGUCCUAGUGAUUUUAUUUGCUUGACUUUUGCAGUUCUUUAAGCAAAACUGUAUGCUUGUAAGCCCUCUAGCCUUCCAAAAUAUCCUCCUAGCAAGGAAAUGGAUGCAAAGCUACGGGAUGAAGAAGCUAGAAGGUGGCCUAAAUUACUUAUGGCAUCUCAAUGACCAUUUAAUCAGAAUCUGUUGAAACCCUUAUUAUGAACAAAGUUUACCAAAACGCUUAAAUGUUGUAUAUGUUUUCACUAUGUUUUACUUUAGCUGGCUCUGCCAUCUGUCUUUGUCUCUAUAAUUACCUAUUUUCCAUUUUAUUUCUGUCAUGCAUUUGCUCAUUUCACGUCUCUUCCUUCUUCAUCUUCCUUUAGUUGUUUACUUGUUUAGCAUUUGUAUGGCUUGAACAUGCUUAUUUAAUUAUCCUUCUCCAUCUUUAUUUUCUCCUCCUCCUCCUCCUCAUGUUACUGUAGGCAGCAUAAGAUAUUUCUUUUCAGCUGGCAAAAUUAAAAUGCACUCCUAUCAGUUUUUAAUUUAAUUAUGUAAAUUAUGUCAUUACUGUAAAUUGAGAGAAGCUGGUAAGGCUAAUGCUGAUGGUGUCAAGAAAUCUUGUCCACGUGACUGAGCUGGGAGGGGAAUUCCUGUUCUAGAUGCCAAUGCUGAACUGAGAGCAAAUAUUAAUGUAUGUCUGAUAUGACAUCUAAUUCACUCCAGGACAUGCAGUUUGGGGUUAACUCCUGAGAAUCCUGGUCCAGUGCAAUUUAAGUUUGUGGUUCCAGAAUUCGACUUUUAGAAGGCUGCAAUUUUGUAACCACCGAAUUUAUCUUUGGGAAUUGCACACCUACUUGAUUCCACUCUUAUCUACUUGAUUCUUAAUUAUUUGUUGAGAUUUAUAUAUCUUCUGUUUAGUUGGGUUCAUUAAGUUUCUUUGUUGAAAGUGUUUUUGAAAGGAUGUUUGGUCGAAAAUAUGAAUGUGCAUACUAUCUGA